GUGACGCAGGGGAGACGCUGCUUCUGUUUUCCUGACACCGCUCAGGCCCACAGCGCCUCCCAGCGGCGGGGAGUGCAGCUGCUGAAUUGGCCGAGGCCCCACUCGACGUCACACAGUUCAAACAAACAACCACGUUAUAGUUGAUAUUUGUGUUAAACCACAAACAGCUAAUCACCAGGGUUUACUAGUGUUCACUACUAACGACACCACUAGUUCACCACUACUACUAACCACCACUAACAAGGACGAGUGAUAAGUGAUAGCUGUAUCUGCAGACAGACGAACAGGACGUACGGAGACGGAAGUGUGAUCAGGAUUUCUUCAAAAUGGACAGGAAACAUGAAGAAGAAGAAGGAGGAGGAGGAGGUCCAGACUGGGACUUGUGACUUGCAUGCUUCUUUAUGCAACACCACAGACUUAAGCGGCAGCCUGGCUUUCAGAGAGCGGAUGUGUUGCUGGUUUGUUGUAUGAAGCAGGCUCAGAUGAAAAUCAGCUGAAGGGGUAUUUGUAUGCGUGUGUGCGAGUGUGAGUGAAGGCACAGCUCAGUGACAGCAGCAUAAACCCAGUGUAACACAGCAGCGUGUCCUUCCCUCCCACAAGACUUGACUUAAAACCUCACACGCUGGCUGAUCAUAUGAUGCUGCUUUAGAGAGCCAGGAGGGGCUCACUCGCUUGGGUGAUUUUCUUCGUCUGUGAUCAGGAAGUGCACACAAGCUUUUGUGACAUUUCACUUGAAGUCUGUUGCUCUGUACAUGUGCACUGCAAUAUCGAGAUACUAGGAAAUUCAACAAAUGAUAACAAUGGGAUAUAAAAAAAAUGUGUGAUCUGUGAAUGGAGCCACUGGAGGUUGUAACAUGCCUCAGAGUUUAUGCAGCAGCACAAAAUGAUCUUUAUAUAGAAGAGGACAGCAAGGCAACAUUUACUGAUACAUCUUUCACCAAAACCCACGAAAUCUGAAAGAAAAUCCCAAAACCAAACAACAGAACAGACUGAGAGAGACUCUGAUGGAGGAGGAAAUCAUCUGCUCCUCUCUGCUACACAGUACAGAUUCAGUCCUGCAGCAGCCCCAACAAGACUCAUGGACCUCUGCGGGGCAUCAUUACAGUGAAGAACAGGAGAUCACAGUUUUGGAUGAGACAGAGACGGAUGGGGAGAUAAUCCAGGCACACGGGACAGAUGAACUCGCUCUGUCCCCAAAGACAGGACGAGAGACUCCUGAGGAGGCAGAACACUGGGAGCACAUAAUAUGUCCUGUACGUCCCAGUGCCCCACUGUCUUUCGCCACGGUACAGUGGGACAUGCCUGAUCCCUUUACAGAGAAGCCCUUACUGGUGACUGACAGCGGUUUGGCCAAUGAGCUGGACUCCAGUGGCAUGACGAGUCUAGGUACCACUUCCCCCUCACUUCAGCAAUCUGAAGAUGAUAUUGCUGAGCUUUUCAUUACGGCGGAGAGAGAGGAACAAGAUUGGUUUGAUUCACAGCUUCUGAGUUCGGAGUGGACAGGAAACAGCUCUGAGCCAUGUGAUGCUGCCAAUGUGCAAAAGCCGAUCGCACAGGAAAAGGAAGAUUCAACCCACGAGCUUAACGAAAUUCCUCUCGAGACUGACUCAGAAGAUGAGGACAGAUGCUCAGUAACCUCAGAUCCUGUUGAAACCUUGGACAUAAUCGAUACUGUGGGGGAGGCUGAAGGCUCAGAGGAUGAGGUGAACUGUCUCGUAGAUGAAAAGCCAGAAGAGGAACCAGAGGAGCUUAGCAUUCUGCUUACUGCACAGGGAGACUCAGAGGAACAGCAACAUUUAGUGAAUGGUGAAGAGAUUGAUGAAGAGGGCAAGGAGGGUCAAGAAGAAGAAGAGGAGCAGCGUGUGACAAACCUGUUUUAUGCUGGCGAAGGUGAAGAGGCGAAAGCUGUCAGUUGUCCGAGUGAUGUGGAGGUGUCUGCAGAGCCACUACAAAAUGAGGAUACUGGACUAACCCCAGAUAAGCUAAUUAAUUUGCAUCCGUCAGAGGAUGAAAUUCGUCACUCAGGGACCGAAGAGGACGUAGAGGUACAGGAACAGUUACACGAAGAUUCCACAGGUCGGACCGGAGAGACAGAAAUGUGUCAAGGUGUAGAUCAUAAAGUGGAACCUGAGAGGCCAGAAGCCGUCGACAACAGUGAAGAAGAAUUAAUGCAGGAGACAGAAAAUGCAGAGAAGAUAGAAAACUCACAAGAGAUACAAGAGCUGGAUGAAGAAUUGGAGGACAAAAGUUGUUUGGAGCUACAAGAUUGUGAAGAGACAACUUCACCACACCCUGAACGAUCUGAGUGUGAGCAGCUGGAAAUGAUCAAAGAGCCUGAGCCUGCCCAAGCAGAGGAGGAACACUCUGACCAGUUAGGAUGUCAACAUCUGAAGGAGUCGCCAGAGAUGGAACUAACAAACCAGUCAACCCGACCUGAAACUGCAAUGCAGACAGAGGAGUGUACUCAGUCAGAUGGGACAGUUUGUGUUGAAGCCAAAGACACCGAAGUCCCAGACCAGCAGCAGCAGACGGAGCCGCCCGAGCAGAAUGAGCAGUCACCGCGAUCGACUGAUGUGUCUCAUCCGACAUUUUCUGAGCACCAUGUGCUAUCAGAGGACUCAGAUGAGUCAGAAAUAACAGAGCAGCUGUCUGCAGAGACUGAGGUCACACAGCAGACAGCAGAGGCAGCAGAGGCAGCAGAGUUACAGCAGGUGGGCUCGCCCACGUUACAUCAGGCUGAUGAAUUAAAAGGUCCUGAGGAUGGAGGUGCGCGAACAGUGAUGGCGAAUGGAGAGAAACACAAGCUCCCUGAGACGCCCACGCGUCAUAUGAACGGUGGUGAGGUGGACAGAGAGAUGGCCCGCAGCCUCGCUGAACGGCUGUUUAAGCUGGACGGGAUCCAACCUGUAGAUGUGGUGAAGCACUUAGAUAAAGAUAAUGAAUUCAGUCAUGCUGUCGGAGAGGAAUACCUGAAAUUCUUUGACUUUACUGGGCAGACUCUGGAUCACGCCCUGAGGUCUUUUCUGAAAGUGGUGGUACUGAUAGGAGAGAGCCAGGAGAGGGAGCGUGUGCUGCAGCAUUUUGCCUGCCGCUUCCAUCAGUGCAACCCUGAUGCCUUCUCCUCUUCAGGGGCUGUGUUGGCUCUGACGUGUGCUUUAAUGCUUCUCAACACUGACUUGCAUGGGCAGCAUGUGGGAAAAUCCAUGUCCUCCUCUAAGUUUGUGUCCAACCUGGAUGGGAUGAACGAAGGUGAAAACUUCAGCAAGGAUCUCCUGAAAAGUCUUCAUAAUUCCAUCAAGAGUGAGCCGCUGGAAUGGGCUGUGGAUGAGGACAUGUUGAAGAGCUCUGUGUUGCUGGAAGAAGAAGUGGGAGAUGAUGCGCAGCUCCGCUCGACAGCCAACCCCUUCCAAGUUGUUGCUCACGACAAAAACGCCUCAGUGGUCAAAGAGGGAUUCCUACUUAGAAAACUCCACGCAGACAUCGACGGCAAACGCACUCCAUGGGGGAAAAGAGGCUGGAAGACUUUCUAUGGAGUCCUGAGGGGAAUGGUUCUGUACUUACAGAAGGAUGAUUACAGGAGGGAUCAGCAGAUGAAUGAGGAGGUGGUGAGUGUGCACCACUCGGUGGCUGAGCAGGCAGUCGAUUACACAAAGAAGCCGCAUGUGUUACGUUUGCAGACGGCUGAUUGGAGGGUUUUCCUAUUUCAGGCCUCAUCUAAAUUGGAGAUGAAGUCUUGGAUCAACCGCUUCAACCUGGUUUCGGCUCUCCACUCAUCGCCUCCGUUUCCUGCUGCUGUCGGCUCCCAGAGGAAGUUCUUCAGGCCGAUCCUUCCCGCCUCGCAGUCUGCCCACACUCUGGAACGUCAGUUGCAGUUUCAUGCAGGAAAGCUUGAGUCCUUCAAAGCCGACCUGUUGAACCUGCAGCACAAUGCUCCAGAGAGCCGAAAAGCCAGAGCCAAGGAGCUGGAGGGGCAUCGAGUCAGAGCAGAGUACCUGCAGUACGAGAUGUGUCGCUACGAGAUCUACAUCCAGGUGCUGGAGGCUUGGAAGAAGGUGGAGAAGACGGGCAACAAUGCAUUGAGCACUGCAGAGCUGAACCUGUUUGAUAAAGCCCUGUGUGCAGACUCUGUGGGGGACGAAGAGGAUGGCGGACUGAAAAAGUCCUACUCCAGCCCUUCUCUGGAGCAGGACAUCACUCCCACAGUGGUCAAAGUCAGACGCAACAUCUCUGAAAGACGGACGUAUCGCAGGACUAUCAUCCCUCGGUGGAAUAAAGAGGCCUGAGAGGUAUUCUUACUCAGAGACUGCUGACUUGACUUCAGUUGUUUUAGGUUGUGGAAGCACUGAACACAGAAGCAGGGAAGACACCCAAGUUAAAUUUAAAAGCCAUCUGGGCAAGUUGUGUAGAUUUAUUUGCAUUUUUAUCCUGUGCACUUUUUCAAGAAAUUUACCUCAGGGAAUCCCCAACUCUCAAGACUCUUUUACUAUUGAGGGGAGAACCUGACACUUCUGUUGAGUGACUCAUAAUGUCUGCUCCUAAUUUAUUUAGUUGUCUUUAAAACAAAAAACAAAAUUUCUUUGUAUUAAAACACAAAAUGGUACAAAAUCUGUUACAUUUGAAAUGUCACACUUUGGGCAACAGUUGUGCCUUUUAAAAUGCAAACCACAAGAGGGUGCUGUAGUACAGGACAUGUGUGAGUGAAUGUCGGGGACAGGCCGUUCUGUCAGAAACUUGUUUUAAUAAUUGCACUUUUGCUGUUCUUAAUAUUUUUGCAUCCAUCGUUUGUUGCCACUGUUUCAUACUUUGUUCAUAUGAAGGAUUUAUUUCUGAAAUGUUAUGUUUUUUUCUCUGUAGGAGAAA
Messenger RNA from Paralichthys olivaceus (Japanese flounder), 4860 nucleotides. The record is from RefSeq and is a predicted model, not a curated record. Lineage: Eukaryota; Metazoa; Chordata; Actinopteri; Pleuronectiformes; Paralichthyidae.